Lottia gigantea (owl limpet) is the source of this 863-nucleotide messenger RNA. RefSeq lists its product as hypothetical. The coding region runs from base 1 to 333 and encodes 110 amino acids. The record is from RefSeq and is a predicted model, not a curated record. Gene Ontology annotation, biological process: mRNA splicing, via spliceosome. Gene Ontology annotation, cellular component: spliceosomal complex; U5 snRNP; U4/U6 x U5 tri-snRNP complex. NCBI's taxonomy places the organism in Eukaryota, Metazoa, Mollusca, Gastropoda, Lottiidae. The transcript has 2 exons.
AUGUUAUAUUUACAGUUAGAGAAAGCUAGUGUUGAUCUAUCUAAUAUGGCAGUUAUUUAUUGUGUAGAUGUUGAUUCUGUUCCAGUCUAUACUCAAUAUUUUGAUAUUACUCUUAUUCCAUCAACUCUUUUCUUCUUUAAUGCUCAACACAUGAAAGUAGAUUGGGGGAGCCAAGAUAAUACUAAAUAUAUUGGAAAUUUCAAGAAAAAACAACAUUUUAUUGAUGUAAUAGAGACUAUAUAUAGGGGUGCUAUGAAAGGAAAGUUUAUGGUGACAAGUCCUCUAGAUCCUAGAGACAUCUAUAAAUAUGAUCUUCUAUAUAAAGAAAUAUAGACAACUACUGCUCUGUUUAAGGAUUCACCAUCUGUUUGACCAAUGCAACCUUAGUCUCAAAAACGGGAAUCUAGUCAGUACUAGUGUUCACAUGAACCUCACAUGAACAUGAUCCUUCAAAUCAAUGUGCGGAAUGAUCUGCUUUUGCAAGUUAAUGAUGACUUUUUUUUUGAGACUCACAUAUAUAGAAAAGACAUACAUUGAUUAAGAAAGUAAAAUUUUAGAUUAAGGUAUAUUUGAAGGGAUUAUGUGAUUUCCAUGCAAUUCUUAAACCAUGGCCUUUAAACAUUGAAACAUUAGUGACAGAACACUGUUCACAUCAUGGAUUGUAUAAUAUAUAUUAGCAAGAUUACAGGGUAUGGCAGGAAUAAAGAGUCUGAAGGUUUUGUUUAAAUCUAGACAUUCACUGUGCUGAUAGACUUGACAAGUAAUGUACAAUUGAUAAAAUCCUUCUGUCAUUCUUAUUCAGAAUUUAAAUAGGUGGGUCAAUGUAAAUGUAAAACUGACAUUCAAAUAAAUAUGUGAAUUAU